ACACAUUUCCAUAUCUACAGUUGAGUUCUUGGUGUCAUCUGAGUUAUUAUUGAAAACAUGGAUGUCGACUUGGUAGAGAUAUGUAAGGCAGUCGUUACGAUCACAGGAGGUGCUGCCACUGUGAUUCUGACUCCUGCCAUUCUGACUACAAUGGGGUUCACUUCAACUGGAAUAGUAGCAGGCUCCAUCGCUGCCAGACUGAUGGCAUAUUUUGGUGGAGGAGGUCUAAUAGCAAUCUUACAGUCCUGGGCUAUGGGAGGUCUUCCAUGGGCUGUCACUGGAUGGUUUGGCAGUGCUGGAGCAGCAGCAGGUUGGGUGCUCUCAACUGUGUGUAACAUGACUGUGAAACAUGAAGAUUAACACAUUGAAUAAAUACAAACUGGCUUACAAAUGUUUCCUCCUAUUACAAAUCUCAAAAACCUGAUUUAAGAAUUUUUUUUAUUAUGUGUAAAUUUCAAACACUGAGAUUAAAGCAUGAUUUGAGAAUUGAGUUACAAAAGUGAUUGAUAAAGAUUAUUGCUGAUUUUUACCCAUCAUUUUGAAAUAAAAUAUCAUUGUAUAGGGCAAAGAUUGA
This is a messenger RNA of Oreochromis aureus, 574 nucleotides long. RefSeq names its product interferon alpha-inducible protein 27-like protein 2A. The transcript has 4 exons. The coding region runs from base 58 to 360 and encodes 100 amino acids. Gene Ontology annotation, biological process: apoptotic signaling pathway. Gene Ontology annotation, cellular component: membrane; mitochondrion. Lineage: Eukaryota; Metazoa; Chordata; Actinopteri; Cichliformes; Cichlidae. The record is from RefSeq and is a predicted model, not a curated record.